Molecule: messenger RNA, 2356 nt
Organism: Uranotaenia lowii
Lineage: Eukaryota; Metazoa; Arthropoda; Insecta; Diptera; Culicidae
Product: zinc finger protein 567-like
Exons: 2
Coding region: 262-2334 (690 amino acids)
Biological process (GO): regulation of transcription by RNA polymerase II
Cellular component (GO): nucleus
Molecular function (GO): DNA-binding transcription activator activity, RNA polymerase II-specific; RNA polymerase II cis-regulatory region sequence-specific DNA binding
Source: RefSeq, a predicted model, not a curated record
CAGUAACUAGGACGCUAUCGUAAAUAGAGUCGUGAUCUAAAAAGCUGAAAAACUUAGUGCUUCGUGUGAUAAAAACUUUCCAAAGACCAAAAGAUUGUAGGUAGAACAGGCUUCAACCAUAUACAUUUCCAUUUUUAUGUACAAAAAACUUUGUUUUUGUUUUGCUUUACUGAACAGGAAGUUUACAAUUGGAAAGGUGUUCAAAUUUUACUCUCGUGUGUUGAUUGUGUGAUCUACAGAUUUCGUAACAAGCAAUAAACAAUGUCGACAAUCAAAAUCAAACGCAAAUUGAAGUCCCCAAUCGAAUGUUCGGUUUGUGAUAAAACGUUCAUGGCUACGGGUGGACUAGCCUAUCACGAAGCAACCUAUCAUAAAAUACUCGUCGGACGUUGGGCUCGAAAAAAUUACAACCUCUGGCGCAGCCGUUGCGACAAGUGCGGAUUGCACUUUCGUUACGGAACACUCAUUCCAUUUCACAACUGUAACGAUGUCUUAAAGCCUAAAGCGAAUGAACAGAGUACUGGAACAAUUAUCGAAAGGCAAAACUUCCAGUGUUCGAUUUGUGAAAAGAAUUUCGAUGAUAAACCCAAACUCAACCUACAUAUUAGGGAUUUGCAUAAUGGAGAAAAAAGCUAUGAUUGUGACAAAUGCGACAAAAGUUUCAAAACAAAACGCAAGUUAGAAGACCAUUACGCUCGUUCCCAUAUCGGCAUGCCAAGGUAUCAAUGCAUAACUUGUGGAAAAAAGUAUUUUCAAUUCGGAGCAUACCGUUAUCAUAUUAAAAUUUCGCACCUCGAGGAAUACCACGGAGGCAUUCGAGCACUUCCCACCAAUGAGCUCUACUCUAUGGAUGGCUGUGUUGUUAUUAAUGGUCCUAAUGUACUACGCUGUGAGAUCUGCAACAAGUCAUGUGCCAGCAAGAAAAUGUUUGAUCGACAUAUGAAGGUUGCUCACAAAAAGAGAAAAUGGAUGAUUGCUUGCAAUAAAUGUGAUAAGAUGUACGAUAGAAAAGCUUCAUUGGAAGACCACUAUGCCAGUGACCACCUAGAUGUUAUCAGGUAUGCUUGUGAAUUCUGUGGAGAAAGUUUUACAUGGAGGAAUGCAUAUUUUGAGCAUCUUAAGAAACAGCAUGCAAAGGAGUACAGAGAUUUGGUACGACGGAAUAAAACUCACCUUAUAUCUUACAACAAAUUAAACUUAGGGAAUGAGCUUGACGAAAUACUGACCAACGACAGUCUUCGUCAAAGGAGCUGCGUAAUGUGUAUUAGAAUAUUUAUCUGCAGAAACGAACUUUAUAAACACAUAAACAGCCAACAUUUGUCAAAAACCUUUGAUUGUAAUCGAUGUGAUAAAACGUUCUACGUUAAAUCGCAACAGGAGCUUCACUUUGCGGAAAUUCACGCUGAUAAACCUUGGUUUAGGUGUGAAAUUUGUGUAAAAAACUUCGACUCAAAGGAGCAGUACUGUUUCCAUCACCAGGAAAACCAUCCGGAAGAAUACGCUAAAUUGAUACAACAGAAGAGUUGUGAUCAACUGUACGAAGUAGACGGCUGUUUGAUUGUUGAACGGGUUCCGUUGGAAGAUCAGCUAUUGAAAACUAGAGACUCGUAUGAAGAACGAAACUGUGUUGCUAUAAAACUAGAACCCCCAGCAGAGGAACCAAUGGACAGCGAUGAUGAAGUUCGUAGUUCAUCGAUAAAAGCAGAGAUCGAUCUGACUGAAGUAGCCGUCGAGAAUGAGCAGGAGUUGCUGUACACCUGUAAUUACUGUGGGAAGAAGUUUGGACGCGAAAAAGAUAUACCAUCCGUUAGGCAACUUUCCUUAAUUCUUCAUAAAAUUAACCUUCACGGAAUUUUUGAAAGUGCGUUCUGUAGUAAGGUGAAAAACGACGACGACGGAUCGAAGGAAGAAUUCAAAUAUUACUGUGAUGUGUGCGGUUACUGGUUUCGAUUUAAAAGAGUCUACACGCAUCAUGAAUGCGGUAUGGCGAAAGAACAGAACACCAAUUCCAAGAACGCCAAUCACCAAUGCAAUUUGUGCAAAAAGAUAUUCAAAUACAAAACGAAUCUAGCCAAUCAUCUUAGGGAUGAGCAUCAACAGAUCCGCAAUAAAUGUGACACUUGUGAGAAUGUCUUCCUUACUCGAAGGCUGUUGGAAGAACAUAAGUUUGCCGUUCACUACAAAAAGCCGAUGUACCGAUGCACCUUAUGCGAAAAAACAUUUGCAACUAGCUCUGAUUGUUCUUAUCAUCGAAAGAGAUUUCAUGCUGCAGAACUGAAACGUGCGGAAAACCCGCUUCCUAAAUACGCGUUUAUUGAACAGUUGAAUAAAUGAGACUUUAGUGAUUGCUUGAGAA